Messenger RNA from Caenorhabditis remanei, 2925 nucleotides. RefSeq lists its product as uncharacterized. Gene Ontology annotation, molecular function: GTPase activity; U5 snRNA binding; translation elongation factor activity. Lineage: Eukaryota; Metazoa; Nematoda; Chromadorea; Rhabditida; Rhabditidae. The record is from RefSeq and is a predicted model, not a curated record. Gene Ontology annotation, cellular component: cytosol; U4/U6 x U5 tri-snRNP complex; U2-type catalytic step 2 spliceosome. Bases 1 to 2925 code for a protein of 974 amino acids. Gene Ontology annotation, biological process: mRNA splicing, via spliceosome. The transcript is spliced from 6 exons.
AUGGAUUCGGAUCUCUAUGAUGAGUUUGGAAACUAUAUUGGACCGGAAUUAGACUCCGAUGACGACGUUGGUGAUAUCGAUGACAAUGCCGAAGAUGAUGACCGUAGCGACAUGGAGGAAGACGAUGAACCAGAUAGAAUGGAAGAAGACGACGCGGAAGAAAUUCCACAAAAUCAAGUUGUUCUCCACGAGGACAAAAAAUAUUAUGCUUCUGCUCUUGAAGUAUACGGAGAAGGAGUAGAAACUCUGGUCCAGGAAGAAGACGCUCAGCCUCUGACUGAACCAAUCGUGAAACCGGUGUCCAAAAAGAAGUUUCAAGCUGCUGAACAUCGUCUCCCAGAAACCGUUUACAAGAAAGAGUAUCUUGCUGACUUGAUGGAUUGCCCACAUAUCAUGAGAAAUGUAGCAAUCGCGGGACACCUUCAUCACGGCAAGACAACGUUCUUGGAUUGUCUUAUGGAGCAAACUCAUCCUGAGUUCUUUAGAGCUGAAGAUGCUGAUACUCGUUUCACUGAUACUCUUUUCAUUGAGCAACAAAGAGGUUGCUCCAUCAAAUCGCAACCAGUGAGCAUCGUUGCCCAAGAUUGUCGUAGCAAGAGUUAUUUGCUGAACAUUAUCGAUACUCCAGGACAUGUCAACUUCUCGGAUGAGAUGACAGCUGCUUACCGUUUGGCCGAUGGAGUUGUUGUGUUGGUUGAUGCUCAUGAAGGAGUUAUGAUGAACACCGAGAGAGCUAUUCGUCACGCAAUUCAAGAGAGAUUGUCCGUAACUCUCUGUAUCUCGAAGAUCGAUCGAUUGUUCUUGGAAUUGAAGCUUCCACCGGCAGAUGCUUAUUUCAAGUUGCGUCUCAUUAUCGACCAAGUAAACAAUAUUCUGAGCACAUUCGCGGAAGAAGAUGUUCCAGUUCUAUCGCCAUUAAAUGGAAAUGUUAUAUUCUCUUCUGGCCGAUACAAUGUCUGCUUCUCUCUUUUGUCAUUCGCCAACAUCUAUGCUAAACAACACGGAGACUCUUUCAAUUCAAAAGAAUUCGCUCGUCGUCUCUGGGGAGAUAUCUAUUUCGACAAGAGAACCCGUAAAUUCGUGAAGAAGUCGCCAUCUCAUGAAGCCCCACGAACCUUCGUACAGUUCAUUCUUGAACCACUGUACAAGAUUUUCUCUCAAGUUGUUGGAGAUGUUGAUACCUGUCUCCCGGAUAUCAUGGCAGAAUUAGGAAUUCGUUUGUCGAAAGAGGAACAGAAAAUGAAUGUUCGUCCGUUGAUUGCUCUGAUCUGCAAACGAUUCUUCGGAGAUUUCAGUGCAUUAGUUGAUUUAGUGGUACAAAACAUCAAAUCACCACUUGAAAACGCCAAAAGCAAAGUUGAACAAACUUAUCUUGGUCCAGCUGAUUCUCAACUAGCCAUCGAAAUGCAUAAAUGUAAUGCUGAUGGUCCACUAAUGGUACAUACAACUAAGAACUAUCCAGUGGCUGAUGCUACUCAAUUCCGUGUAUUCGGAAGAGUUAUGAGUGGUACUUUGGAAGCCAACGCAGAUGUUCGUGUCCUCGGAGAGAACUACAGUAUUCAAGACGAAGAAGAUUGUAGACGAAUGACAGUUGGAAGAUUGUUCGUUCAUGUUGCCAGAUAUCAGAUUGAAGUUUCCCGAGUUCCAGCAGGUUGCUGGGUUCUGAUUGAAGGAAUCGAUCAGCCGAUUGUGAAAACUGCAACUAUUGCUGAGCUUGAAUACGAAGAUGAUGUCUACAUCUUCCGUCCACUCAAAUUCAACACUCGAAGUUGCGUCAAACUUGCCGUCGAACCAAUCAACCCAUCAGAACUUCCAAAAAUGUUGGACGGAUUGAGAAAAGUGAACAAAUCGUAUCCACUUUUAACGACACGUGUAGAAGAAUCAGGGGAGCAUGUUUUGCUUGGUACGGGAGAGUUGUAUAUGGAUUGUGUGAUGCACGAUAUGCGAAAGGUGUUCUCAGAAAUUGAUAUCAAAGUAGCGGAUCCAGUUGUUACUUUCAAUGAGACUGUUAUUGAAACAAGUACGCUGAAGUGUUUUGCAGAGACACCAAACAAAAAAAAUAAGAUAACAAUGAUGGCUGAACCCUUGGAGAAACAGUUGGAUGAAGAUAUUGAGAACGAAGUUGUUCAAAUCGGAUGGAAUCGCCGAAGACUUGGAGAGUUCUUCCAAACUAAGUACAAUUGGGAUCUUCUCGCAGCUCGUUCCAUUUGGGCUUUCGGUCCUGAUACUACUGGCCCAAAUAUUCUUCUUGACGACACGUUGCCCUCUGAAGUAGACAAACAUCUUCUAUCCACUGUCAGAGAGUCAUUAGUACAAGGAUUCCAAUGGGCCACACGAGAAGGCCCCUUGUGUGAAGAACCUAUUCGCCAAGUGAAGUUCAAACUCCUGGAUGCUACAAUUGCCGCAGAGCCACUCUAUCGCGGAGGAGGACAGAUGAUUCCAACUGCCCGUCGUUGUGCUUAUUCAGCAUUUUUGAUGGCCACACCUCGACUUAUGGAGCCAUAUUAUUCAGUGGAAGUUGUAGCUCCUGCUGAUUGCGUCGCUGCCGUCUACACAGUACUCGCUAAACGAAGAGGUCACGUCACCACUGAUGCUCCAAUGCCUGGAUCACCAAUGUAUACCAUCAGUGCCUACAUUCCUGUGAUGGACUCUUUCGGAUUCGAAACCGAUCUCCGUAUCCACACUCAAGGACAAGCCUUCUGUAUGUCAGCUUUCCAUCAUUGGCAACUUGUCCCUGGAGACCCGCUUGACAAAUCAAUUAUCAUCAAAACAUUGGAUGUUCAACCAACUCCCCAUCUCGCUAGAGAAUUCAUGAUCAAGACCAGAAGACGUAAAGGACUCUCCGAAGACGUCUCCGUUAACAAGUUCUUCGAUGACCCUAUGCUUCUUGAACUUGCCAAGCAGCAAGAUUACGCUGGUUUCUGA